AUGGGUGCCGACUACAAUCCAGGGUAUGCCGGGCAGCAUCCCCAAACUUAUAGCGAAGAAAUACGAUUGCGCCGCCUGCAAGAAGUCCGUGAUAGAGUGGUCGCUCGAAACAUGCAGAAUACCUACGAGUACGAUUUUGGCAACACGGCGGGACACCACAUGAACGAGAACUACAGGAGGGACCACGGCGCACUCCCGUCGCGGCCACCGCCUGCCAAUGCUGGUUAUGUUUCGGGUGUCCAACAAGCCCGGGGUGGUUACGGGGCAAGCUUCCUGGAGCGCCAGAGCUCGACGCGCAGCCGGAGCGGACGGCAGCCGUCUCCGGCAGCGCCACCGCUGCGAUACCAGCCGGGUUACGAGAAUCUGCCGCUGCGACGCGGCUCGCACGGGCACCAUCGCUCGGUGGACGAGCGAGAAUACCGGCAAGAACCGCAACGAUCUCAGUCGGAGCGCAUCGUUCCCACGCGCAUGUCCCGACGAUACGAUGACGAGGCUGCGAUCCACUCGCCAUACAGCCGAGGACGCCGUGCCAGCGUUGGGCCGCCGCGCAGCUCCGCCAUGGCCGGCUUGAACGGCAAGGACCGGGGCAUGGGCCGGGUGGCUGAGUGGAGGGACUACGUCGAGGACGGCGUGCCGGAUGGUGAAUCCGUUGCAGGCCACCUUUGA
This is a messenger RNA of Cordyceps fumosorosea ARSEF 2679, 666 nucleotides long. RefSeq lists its product as hypothetical. The coding region runs from base 1 to 666 and encodes 221 amino acids. The record is from RefSeq and is a predicted model, not a curated record. The transcript has a single exon. Lineage: Eukaryota; Fungi; Ascomycota; Sordariomycetes; Hypocreales; Cordycipitaceae.